ACAUAAACUAUGAGUACUACGUCAUUGCAGGCCAAAUCUUAAUGGCACUACACACAACCAAAUAGCUGUAAGCUACGUCAGCCACAGUGGACAACAAGCAGAGCGGCAGAGCCCCAUUUACUAAGCAAACUCACGUCGAUUUUAUGGCACACACACACAGAGAGAGAGAGAGAGAGAGACACACCUCUACAACGAUACGAGCAUGCCAGUCUGUCUAUUUGUCUAGUUAAAGCUGCGAACAAAUAGAACACGGCAAGGCAAGUGACGGCGCCGACCCAACAACAAUAAGAACUGCUACACAGCUACAAUAGUAGAACAACAAGGACAGCUUUUCGAGGCAUAUGCGUGUAGCUUCAAGGGCAUUUCAACACACAUACACCAGCCAGUAAACAAAACGUGCCAUAUACACAAGCAACCAACCGAGUAAGCAAGCAAGCCAGGAAACCCCACACAGACGAACACAGACAGCUCACUAUCCUGAAAGCGUGCCCAACUCUGGGUGUGACUAGGCCAGAGCCAAUUUCAUCAACCACAUACAUAUGUAGGAGAUUUUGCCAUCUAUGUCUGCACACGAGUACUAUAUAUGACCCCGCCGCAUUAAAUAUACAUCAAUCAAGUGCACGACUUCCUUACGUAGCUUCUGCCACAUAUGCAGGCUUCUAUAUGUGAGCAGAUUGGCAUUCAACACGCAUUCAAUAUUUGUCAGGACUCCCUCGCAGCACCAUCUUUUUGCUUAUAAGCUUACAAGGUUCGAUUUCCCGGUCACACAGAAAUUAAAAUGGCGCGACGCAGGGGCAGCGGCAGAGGAAAAUCCACGGUUAAUUCUCGCAAGUCCGCCUUGGAAAUGUCGCGGGAGAAACUCAAGGAAGAGCCACAAGCAAGCAAAUUUGAUAAUAUGGAAAAUGCAACAGCCACAGCAAAGCAUUACAAGACCACAGCUAAACAAUACAAAAGCAACAACAAAGUGAGUAACAAUAACACACGCUUGGCGGAUAAACGCGCAGCAACCACAGCAACAAGUGGCAUCAACAACACCACUUCAGCAACAACAGCGACAGCAACAAAGAAGCAAACAUAUCGUUCGAGUGUUGAACCUGCAACAGCAGCAACAACAGCGCAGAAACAAACCCACAGCAAAGCCAACAGUAAAACAACAGGAGCAGCAACCACUGCUGAAUCAGCAACAAUAGUUUCUGGCGGCAAUAACAACAAACCCAGUACAACGAGUGCAACAGAAAGUAAAGCACAGCAAAAGUCAUUGGCUGCAGACAACAGCAACAAUAGCAGCAACAAUAACAACAAACAACACAGUGAUAAUAGUAUUAGUGAAAAUUAUGAAUUUAGGUCUAGAGAUAAAACUCAAGCUAAGAAUAUAAGUGAUAGCAAAAUGACGCUACAGCAUGUUGCAAGUGCGGCAAGCGUUGCUGCUGCCACCAGAGAGCCAAAAGCCUCCGAUGCAGUAACAGUUGGCAAUAGCAUUUCAGCAACAACAGCAACAACAACGGAUGAAGCCAAUACUGCAGUUAUGGCUGCAGCCGCUGCAGAUUGGACGAAUUCGCGUUAUUUGCACAAAAAGUUUAAACGCUUGGCCAGCACAACGGAGACAGAGACUAGUGGAAUAGCUGGCGAUAUAACAGCAGCAGCAGCAGCAGUAGCUGCAGCUACGACUUUGCAACGUACAACGUCGUUGUCACCCAGCAGUUCGUUGUCGCCACCGCCCACGACGCCGGCGCCCAAUGCUGCACAGAUUUUGACAAAUGGCCAUCAUCAUCAACAGCAGCAGCAGCAGCAGAAGCAACAUGAGCAGCAACAGCCAUUGCUGCAACAAUCACAACAACAACAACAACAAUCGACCAAUGCAGAAUUCAGUGCCAAUUUGUUAAACAACAACGUUCAUGCCUAUGUGCAACAGCCGCAACAACAACAACACCCAGCAGAGCAGGCGAUUCCAAUCAAUGCCAUGGAAAGCAAUAACAACAAUAACACCAGCGGUACACACAUACACAACAAUAAAGCAGCCAAUGCUGUAAGAACGCCUCUGAACAGUAAUUACGCGCCCAAUUCGUCAGUCUCGCCGGCGACAUUUGCACAGCAUCAGCAGCAGACACAGCCAACAAUAACAACAGCCACAGCACCUCCAGUUCCAAUUGGAGCAAUAGUGGGAAAUGGAGGAACUGGACGCUAUGCAUGUCCUUUUUGCAAUCUGAAUUGUGCCAAGCCUUCGGUGCUUCAAAAACAUAUACGCGCCCACACCAAUGAGCGGCCAUAUCCCUGCGAUACCUGCGGCAUUGCUUUUAAGACAAAGAGCAAUCUAUACAAGCAUUGCAGAUCCCGAUCGCAUGCAGCGCGCACCCGAGGUUUUGAAGUGCCUGCUGAUGCUGAUGAUGGUCUAUCCGAUCAGGAUGUGGAUGCCGAGCUGAGCAAUAGCAGUUCCGAGCUGCAGAUCAGUCGAUCGGGCUCCCCCUACGAUGAGGCCGUUGCUUCACCCACGCCCUCACCCUCGACGCUUUCAGCUGCGAAGAGCACAUAUAUGCAACAAUCGAUGCCGCAACACAUACAACAAUUGCCGCUUGGCUCGCCAGCUGCUGGCACUCUGCCACCUGCCACAGCAACCAAUAAUGCCGCAGCGGCGCACGAUCAGCUGCACUCAGCCACGGCACAACAUCGCCAGUCGAUUGAUUACAAGCCGUAUAAGCCAAAAUUUCAUAAUGCAUCGCUAUAUGCUCCCGGCACCACCAAAGAGCAACAGCAACAACAUUCGGCGACACUUGAAGCGGCACAACAUCAGCUGCAAAAGCUGCCGACGGCAUUGUCGAUAGCGGCGGCCACACAACAUCUGCCCCAUCCAACACUUUCGCCCAGCACUCACCUGAAGCUUAAUAAUCACAUUAAUUCGCAUCAACUGCAACUGCAGUUACAGCAUCAAACGCUGCUGAUGCCGGCCAGUCCAGUUGUGCUGCCACCGCCCACACCAGCUGCAUUGUCAGUCGGUGGCGCUGCCUACUAUAUGGGGCUGCCGUAUUCCGUCUCCAGUUUCCCCCCCAAGCAACCAUACUACACCCCCGCCAUGCAUCCCCAGGUCUUCGCAUUGCAGCUGCAGCACAUGCAAGUGCAGCAGCAGCAGCAGCAACAACACCAGCAACAGCAACAGCAGCUUCAUUCACCACUUCUGAAGACACCACCAGCGCCGCAAGUACAGUCGCGUCCAGUCAACAGUCAAGCGCAACCCACAGUAGCAACUUCACUGCCACAAGCCGCUCCAGUUGCAAUAGGCGGUCGUGAGCAGCAACAGCAGCAGCCGCCGCCACCUUCACAACAACAGCAACAUUACCUGCCAGCUCCACUGAGCGUAGCACCACCAACCCCACCAACUGCCAACCUGGGCAGUUUCGCUAGCGGCAUGCAAGUGAACGUGGAAAAGGUGCAGGAGCACAUUAGCAAGCUCAUCUCACAGAACGAGGCGAUUGUGGAGAACAAAGAAAUAUUGCUUCAAAAGAAAUAUCCAAAGCAAUUGAACCGUUCACGCAGCUUUAACAAUGCCAACAACACGAGCAAUACCAGCGGCAACACCACUAACAACAACAUCUCCGCCAGCAAUGCCAAUUCUCUCAAUCAUGCAGGAGCAGCAGCUGGCGACACCAAAGUCAACCUGGCCCAGGCCAUUGUGCAAAAGCAACAGCUGCAGCAACAGCAACAAUAUCAAAUGUAUUUUCAACAGCAGCAACAGCAGCAGCAGCAAUUGCGGUUGGAUGAGGCACAGCACGCACUAUCCCACAAUGGUUUGGUAAAGCGUAGCAACUCGAGCAUUGCCUAUGCCAGCAGCAAGCCAGCCGCACUGCCAGCUCCCCCACCGCCCACUCCCACGAAGCCGCAACAGCAGUCGCUACCACCGCCAAUGCCCGUUCAGACGUUGCAAUAUCGUCAGGAUCCAGCAGUCUCAAUAACGAAGGCAGAGUUGCAAUCUACGUCCGGAAACAACAACAAUAUGCCGCUCAAUUUAUCUGCUAAAGCUAAACCGGCCGUCGCCCUGCAAUCACAACCUCAGCCCCAGCAGCCAAGCAAUGCCAAUCAUGCGCCCAAGAAGCGGCAGUCUAUUGACCAGCAACUGCAGCCGAAUGUGACGUUCAAUGCGACCGCCGUAGCUGCGCCUGGUGGAAAAAUCAUGCCACCCAACAACUCAAUUAUCAAGAACCUGCUGCUGAACGCACGCGGUCUGGCCGUUCCAAUUGGCGAAGGGGACGAUGCUGUCUACUCCUGCCCCAUCUGCGCCAGCGAGUUCCGCAGCGCGGACGAGCUGAAGCUUCAUAACAGCAUAUACUGCCAAGAUGCAUCAUCCAGUGCACCUAUGAGCCCUGCCUCCACACCGUCUACUAUUUACUUGAGCCUGCCCGAACUAAAGAGUCACAUGGCCAAUUCCAAGAAUCCGCUGUCGUUAGCAAAACUCGCGUGGUCCCAGUUGAAGAUUAAGCCCAGCAGUCUGGUUUUGAGUCGUCUCAGUGCCGUUCAGUCGCCUACGCGCACCACUACUGUCACCGCUCCAUCACCAAGCAGCACUACCAGCGUUAGUGUUGGUGCAACUACUGCCAUGCCGGUCAGCGUUAAUGUUGUGGUGGCACCCAGCAUAGAUGCCAACGCCUUGCGCUUUGUAGAUGCCCCGCUGCCUUCACCCGGCCCGCUUCUCGGCAAGACGCCGCUAGUGGAUUAUGCGCAGCAAAGCACGCCCAGAAAAGAGGAUGUUGUUGUCAUAACCAAAAUGCACGAAGAUCGACAUUUUUCUGGCCUGGAUUCGCAGCCUUCGAAUGCUAAGCGCCCAAGAAAUAUCAGUGAUAACAGUUUUAGUUAUGCAUCUGGCAUGCCGCUGCUCAACACCUCCACUGAACUACACGGCGCUUUUAUGGCCGCCUCAAAUGAGCUGCCGAGCAAGAAGGAGGAACGCCUGCGCCGAUUUACCUCCUCCGGCGGCAGUAUGAUUCCCAUCUCCGAGUGCACUGACCUGGACAAAAGUCCCAAGAUGAUACGCACACCUCUCCUAUCGGGCGGUAGUUUUCAAGAGGUUUCGCCCAAGCAGAACGAUGCCAAGGAGCGAAAAUCAGCGAACGACAUACUAUCAAAGCUGCCGUCAAAUGGCAGCAACAGCUUCCUAAACUCCCAACAACAUUUUCAGUUUCCACCCAUUAACUCCAUCACUGCCUUUAACCCCCUGACGCUGCCGCCAAUAAGCAGCACCACUUCGAUUGGGUCCGAUAAAGCCAUACCUUAUGUACCAGGUAUCCCUGGUCCGGGCAGUUUAACGCCUCAACUGCCGCCAUUGCUGCCACCGCCCCAGCAACUCCAGUUGGCAGUCCCAUCACGAGGACGAAGUCCAAAUCGCAAACAACCGAGCCCACUCCUCAACAAUGCCAUGGCUGCUGGCGACCUGAAGGCUCUCUCACCAUUCGGCGGUGUUCAGAAUUUGCCCAGCGAAUUCAGUCGCAUACCACCGACGCCGGCACAGCGCAGCGCGCUCCAAUGGAACAGCAAAGUAAUCAACAACAAUACUCCAGAGGUGUCAAAGAAGCCCUUCAAUUAUUUACGCAUAGCUGACAAUGUUAGUCCUCGUAAAAGAGGCUCGUCGCCCAUGAAGGGGUCACCACCGGAGCAGGAGGUGCGUCACUUUAAUUUCGACAAUAUAAAUAAAACAAAUGAGACAACCAAACUGCCAGAGCAGGCACAUGUAUUGACGCCUCUCCAUGUGGACACACCCACACCAGCUGCUGCCGUGCCCGUUACAGGUGUUGAGGAGUCCGUCUCAGCCAGCGAGCUCAAGUCGAAGAAUAAGUUCUUACGUCCCACUAGUCUGCCUCUGAAGCCAGGCACCUUUACACCAAAACGCCAUCACGGCAUCACGCCCACCGCAAACACUCUACCUUUAAUCUCGCCAGAGACGCCGCGACCCUCAAAAUCGUGCGUGCAACUCUAUCUAAAUGGACAUGCCUACACCUAUUUGGGUCUGAAGUGUAGUACCAAAAUGUUCUACUGCACUGUGAACUGCCCGCAGCCCUCCUACGUGGCCGGCAUGCACAAGCUGUCCAUGUACAGUGUGUGGCAGGUGUGCGAGGAGAACAAUCCGCACCCGUUGGGCUUCAAGCCGAAGCACGUGAUGGCCCUAUACGACUCACGACCAAAGUUAAAUGCCAGCUUCACGAUGGCUGGAAACGCCAAAUUGCACUACGCUCUAGUUAAUAUGCAGCAAACCGUGUGUAGCACCUCGUUUCCCAGCAACCAGCACAAACUCUAUCAACAGCAGCUUAAUCAAUUGGCGGCUGUUGCGGCACCACCACCGAAAGCCCUGAACGAGGCCAAUCUGGAGGUCAAGGCUGGCGAGGAGUCGGCAUCAGGAAAAAAGGCUGUGGAUGGCGCUGGCGCGCAGUUGCUGGUUGGUGGCUAUGAAUCGCACGAAGACUACACCUAUAUACGCGGUCGUGGUCGUGGACGUUACGUGUGCUCCGAAUGCGGCAUUCGUUGCAAAAAGCCGUCGAUGCUGAAGAAGCACAUUCGCACCCACACAGACGUGCGUCCAUUUACGUGCAGUCACUGCAAUUUCAGCUUUAAAACCAAAGGAAACCUGACCAAGCACAUGCAAUCGAAAACCCACUUCAAAAAAUGCUACGAAUUGGGCAUUAUGUCAGGUCCUAUGCCCGCCGACAGCGAAUUUUCGGAGGCUGAUUUGGAAUUUGAUCAACAAUCGUCUACCUCGGCUGGUGGGCGUACCUCGUCUAUGGCGGGCGAGACAGAUUCUGACGAUUACAGUGACAAUGAGUCUGAGAGUAGUGACACGGAUGAAUCCAAGUCACGCCUCAAAGAGCACGAAGCAGCACGCGGACUGCUCUCGCUAUCCAUGACGCCGCCCAUUCCACAGAGCGUGUCACCAUACCCACCGACAAACGAGGCACCUGCGCCCGCAGCCAGUCCAGCCAAUAGCAUUGGCUCAUCGGCCGGCUCCAGUGUCGCAGGAGGCUCACAGCCCAAGCGUCUGGUUUGCUCAUUCACAUCCCCCAAGCCGCCGUUUGAUUAUCAGAAGCAGGAACAGUAUUACUCGAACCCUGAAGAGUCAAAGCCCAAGCGCAGCAGCACCAUUGCCGGUCUAACCAGCGAUGAGAGUGCGCCCAUGGAUUUGACUAAACCACGUCCAGCUGUGUCCACAUCACAAGCAACUGCUGCUGAGCUGCCGCCCAGCCUCAGUGUGGCCAAGUCGCAGGCGCAGCAAAUGCGUGAUGUUAUAUUUGGAAAUGAAGGCAAUGAAUGUGGUUUUAUGAAGACCCUGAUCUCGGUGUCGGAUAAAGUGCGCAUCUCUGCCGAAAUGGAGGAGAAAGCUAAGCACGAAAGCGAGAAUGUGUUGCUGCAAACAUACCUCAAAGAGCAGGCACUUCAGCACGCUAAGAUGAAGCAGAGCCAGUACAGUCGGAGCUACGUGCUGGAGGCGCCAACACCCAAAACGAACAAUGUGCUAGUGAGUAUGGCCAACAGCAUGGCCAUCACAUCGAGCACAAACAGCAGCAGCGGCAGCUUAAUUAGCAGUGUCAUCAUAAAACAAAAUCCAGAGACCAGUAAACCGAUGCCAGAGCUGCCGACCAUUGAGGUGCAUGAGGUUAAAACACCAGAGCCUGCGACGCCAAUAGUGGAACCUUCGGUGGUCGCACCCAACAAAAGCAACGACGAGAGCGAGGAAAGUGAAUCUCAGUCUGAUCAAGAGCUUGGAGCUGUAUCCAGUAAAAAUAGUAAAGCUAUCGUCACCACGGAAGCACCACACAAUGCGAAUCUGCCAGCAGCAGUUCAGCAACCAGAUGCCAAGGAUUUUAGCGGAGUGCUUACUAACACACCCACAAUCACUGUCAUCGUUGGUGAGGAUGGAUUCAAGAACGCAAGCAGCAAGAAUCCGGACGUGCAGAAUGUAGCAUUUGGACGUGGUGGGCCACCCCCGCCCCCAAUUGCCGGCGAUGCGCGUCCAACGUGCACCAUAUGCUCGAAGACUUUCCAACGCCAGCAUCAGCUAACUCUGCACAUGAACAUUCACUACAUGGAGCGGAAGUUCAAGUGCGAGCCGUGCAGCAUAUCUUUCCGCACGCAGGGCCACCUGCAAAAGCACGAACGUUCUGAGGCGCACAAAAAUAAGGUCAUGAUGACGUCCACAUUUGGCGUACCCACCACCUCCAAUCCGCGUCCAUUUGAGUGCACCGAUUGCAAGAUUGCCUUUCGCAUUCACGGACAUCUGGCCAAGCAUUUGCGCUCCAAGACCCAUGUCCAGAAGCUUGAGUGUCUGCAAAAGCUGCCGUUCGGAACAUACGCAGAAAUUGAGCGUGCCGGCAUAAGUCUGACGGAAAUCGAUACAAGCGAUUGCGAAAAUUCGCUCAUCUCGCUUAAGCUGCUGGCCCAAAAGUUGCUCGAAAAGGAUCCAAACAAGCUGAGUAGCUAUACAACCCCAUCAGGCAUGGUGCAGUUGGCCCAGGAUGCCGCCAGUUCGAGUCUGGCAAUUGGCUCGCAAGACAGCGCCUCCGAAGAUGGCUUUAGUGCGGCGAACAGUGCCGCAGCUUCGGCAAUCGCCUCGCUGGAUAACGACAGUGCGGGAAAUACUCCUCAGCGUGCCAACUCAAUGUCCGAAGAUGAAUCGCUUGGCAAUGGAAACGCUCUGACAAACAGCCUGAAGCGACGACUACCCAGCAGUUUCAGCAGCAACGGCGACGAAAGCGACAAUGCCCCCGAACGUGAAGCGAACGAAAAGCGUCCACGCUCAGAUCUCUUGGUGCCCACCGGACCAGCCGCUGCAUCGGCGGCGGCAGCAGCAGCAGCCAGCAACUGACAGUACAUGUACAUGUUGCAGCCCACCUGAGUGCGGCCAAUGCUGCCACAGAUGUGGCAGCAACAGUCAUCCUAUUCCAUGGGCUUUCAAUCACAAUUCCAACAAUUUCAAGAUCAAAAGCAAGUUGUGAUGAUGCAGGAAACGCCGUUGGAUUUUAGUCAAAUACCACCACAUAACAAUUAGGCACUGCCUUGAGCGCACACACACACACAAACACAGACGCACAUUUGCGCGGAAAUAUAGCGAUGAUUUGUAAAGAACGACCAAAACUCAAAAAACGAGCGCAUAUCAAAUGUCUAAGCAUAUCGCAUUUGGGCACACAACUCUACAUACACUAAAAUAUACUUACACCAUUACACAUCUACAUACAUAUGUACAUACAUAUAUAAACCUAAGCUAUGUACAUUAUGCGCUUUUGUGCGUAUGUGUGUGCGCUUCUCGGCAUAAACCCAACGCUAUAUACCCCAUAAAUAAGUAUAUACACACAAGUGUUAUUUGUAUCUAAGUAUUUAAGUAAAAGUCGUCGUCAACUCUGAUCUACAACUACUGCAAUCGUUAUAUGCAUUCAAUACAUACGUAUAUACAUAUGUAUGUAUACUUAGGCUUUUAUAAACAUGUUCUACUCUGCCUCUAUCUCAAGAAAAAACGUCACCUACAUAUACAUAAAGUAGCAUAUACUAUAUGUAUGUAUGUACAUCUACAGCGAUUUUGAAAAUUGUGAGCGUACAUAUUUCACAUAGAAUUUUCAUUUUUUUGUUUUUCAAUAUGAAAACUCCUUAAGUGCUGUGAGUCUAUCUAAAACAAAAUACAAAUAUUUUGUUUAAAGGAAACUUAUAAUUUGUAAGAUCCCUAAAUCCACCAACUACCAAAAAAACACAAAAAACAAAAAAAAUAUAGAAGAAAAAAACAAUGAAACCCCGUGCUUUCCUUUCGAAAAGUGCUUUGCAUGAAGUGAAAUCACAUAGCCUUCCUAAUUUUAAAUUGCGAUUAUUGAAAAAAAUUAUAUUGUUAUUGUGCACGAAGCAUUAACAUGUGCAUAAAUAUUUUCAUUAUUAUGUUUUAAUCUUAAAACACCGAGACCACGAGACUCUAUGAUUGUUUGUUUAAUUUUUGUGUGUAAUUAGCAGAAGAAGCCGCAAAACUAACUGAAAAUUAACAUUAUGUUGUCAUAUUAAUUAAGUUAGGAUAGCAAAAACAGAGAAAAGAAAAACAAACAAAAUAACUAAAAAAAAGAUACAUAAAUUUAUAUAAAAGAAAAUUGUUGUACAAACUGCGCUAAAGCAUAUUUAAGAUAUUAAAUAAGUAAUCGAAAAAUCAGAAUAGGCUUAGGUAUAAUAUAUUAUAUUAUAUAUUAAUAUACAAAACAAGUUAAUGUAUAUACAAUAUGUACGUGUUUAAACAAAAACAACAAAAAUGAAGUGAUUUAUUACAUUAU
This is a messenger RNA of Scaptodrosophila lebanonensis, 10271 nucleotides long. RefSeq lists its product as uncharacterized. The transcript is spliced from 8 exons. The record is from RefSeq and is a predicted model, not a curated record. Gene Ontology annotation, molecular function: DNA-binding transcription factor activity, RNA polymerase II-specific; zinc ion binding; RNA polymerase II cis-regulatory region sequence-specific DNA binding. Gene Ontology annotation, cellular component: nucleus. Gene Ontology annotation, biological process: regulation of transcription by RNA polymerase II. The coding region runs from base 779 to 8836 and encodes 2685 amino acids. Lineage: Eukaryota; Metazoa; Arthropoda; Insecta; Diptera; Drosophilidae.